Messenger RNA from Schistosoma haematobium, 8446 nucleotides. RefSeq names its product Superoxide dismutase (gene SOD1). The transcript is spliced from 4 exons. The record is from RefSeq and is a predicted model, not a curated record. Lineage: Eukaryota; Metazoa; Platyhelminthes; Trematoda; Strigeidida; Schistosomatidae. Gene Ontology annotation, molecular function: copper ion binding; superoxide dismutase activity. Gene Ontology annotation, biological process: removal of superoxide radicals. Bases 192 to 653 code for a protein of 153 amino acids.
CACUGGGCGCUUUAAAAAAUAUGUUGGGUUAGCUGAGAGAGCAUCAGCGCCCAAGAGUGGUACAGGUCACCCAAUUUCUUGUCCUUUCGAGUCUGAAACUAUUAAUUAGGCCUUUCAAGGUCGUGGAAGAAAACGCGGUAGUCUUUGAAAGUGGUGUGGUUUAAACCCAUUUUUUACAAAUCCAUACCAAGAUGAAAGCUGUUUGUGUUAUGACUGGUACAGCUGGCGUAAAAGGCGUUGUCAAAUUCACUCAGGAAACUGACAAUGGACCUGUUAAUGUGCACGCCGAAUUUAGUGGACUCAAGGCUGGUAAACAUGGCUUUCAUGUUCAUGAAUUUGGUGAUACAACAAAUGGAUGUAUUUCAGCUGGAGCUCAUUUCAAUCCAACUAAACAAGAGCAUGGAGCACCAGAAGAUAGUAUUCGUCAUGUUGGUGACCUGGGUAAUGUUGUGGCGGGUGUUGAUGGAAACGCAGUUUAUAACGCGACUGACAAAUUGAUAUCUUUGAACGGCCCUCAUUCAAUAAUUGGUCGAACUAUGGUCAUUCAUGAAAAUGAAGAUGAUUUAGGCCGUGGUGGACAUGAGCUCAGUAAAGUAACUGGUAAUGCUGGUGGCCGUCUAGCUUGUGGCGUUAUCGGUUUAGCUUCUGAGUAGAGUUGUAGAUUUAUGUUUUUACAUUUUUAACGCCUAUUCUUCCUGUGAAACAGUAUGGUCGUUAUUGUCAAGAAAGGAAAUUUUGUGUUCUAAAUGAUUGAAAAAUAAAGUCAUUAAAUAUGAUUGAUUUAUUCUUUCUGUAUCUACUGGACACGAUUUUCCUAACGGAGUUGUCAGUCAGUCAGCUACAACGUAGGACCAGGCACAUAUGUGCAUCGGUCCACGUUGACAUACCUCAUUAGCACAGCAAGAUGAACACCGAAUUCAUAGGAGUGGUUAAGUCGAUGGUGGUAAUAUAUAAAAGAAAGAUUGCAUAUAAGGAUAUAGUACAGGAAGAAACAAUUAGUUCGUAGAAAGAAAGAUAUGAAGUGAUUUUAAUCUCAUAUUUUAAGGGAAGACAAAGAGUGUAUACACCUACGCCAUUGUGAUCAAUUCUGAGCCAUGUCACCAAGAGUCUCUAACCAUUGGUUACGAUAAUCACGCGGACCCCAACCAAGUAGUCUGCAUCUACCAACAUGGCUCAGACUAGAAGUUAAUGAUUUCAAUGACUGAUGCCACGUUUUGAUUUGGCUGUCCCUAACUUCCAGUCGUCUCCAACAAUAGUCAGCAUUGAGCGUCUUGGUAGUCGGUGUUCAGGCAUACAUAGCACGUGGCCAAAUCAUCUUAGUCGAUGAAGAUUUAUAACCUCAUCGACUGAUUUAACAUCAUUACCUAAUAUCCUGCGUCUAACCUCACUAUUACUUACCCGGUAAUCCCCGCAGAUGCCAGUAAUAUUUCUAAGGCAUCUGUGAUCAAAUACUAGUAACUUACGAGUAUCUUCUACUCUUAAUGACCACGUUUCGCAGCUGUAAAGUAAAACAGAACGAACUGCUGCACAUUAUAUUCAUCCCUUAAUUGAUAGACGGAUAUCUCGCCUUCGUCAUAGGUGACGUAAGUUGACAAAAGUCAAACGACCUUUUUGAAUCCAUGCAGUGAUUUGGUCAAAAACCAAACCAUUAUGAUCAGACUUCAAAGAUAAAUGAAGUUAUCGACGUGUUCGACUACUUCAUUCCCUAUCCUUAGUUCAUAUCUGCUGCAUCAAACGUUGAAGGUGAUCCCAGUUUCGGGAUAAAAAAUAACACCAACUACUUAUAUCAACAAUAUCAGCUCUAUUUGGGAAAUCAUUCACUAAUGACAGAAAGUUUGGUGCCUGUCGUUUCAAAUAGUGGCAACUGUGUGCUUUCAAAGUGUUUCUGUUGAGGUAUCUAUGACUUGAUUUCAUCGAUUCAGAAUGACAUGCUCCAAAUUAUCCCCGUCUCUACUUGUUAUAACCGCAAUAAACAGCUACUUAAAACAGGAAAACACUGAAGUUUAUACGAUGCCAUGAUGACUACAAAGGCUAACAGCAAAUGAAAAUUCUAUUCACCCUUCACAAAUGUGAUAACCACUCUAAUCAAAAUACACUCACUUAUGUAUAAAUUUGACUGGCGUCUGUAUGUGGAAAUGUCAUUUUAUUAGAAAAAUCCUAUUCCGAUUGGCAGCCGUUAUAUCUUCUGAUAUUAGUUCUUUGGACACUUGUGUCAGUAAUUUGAUUUCAUUAAUGGUUAUCACUUGGCCGUAUUGUAUCAGCGCAUAUCAUCUAUCGAUGAAAAUUGCAUUCACUCAUCUAAAUAGUGAGUAAAAUCAUCUAACAUGCUACCACUUAACUGGUAUGUUUUACUAUUAUUGUUAAGUUUAUACAUAUUACUGCUCGAAUAAAUAAACUCAUUCACCAGGUAAUUGGGUGUGGGCCACACUAGUUGCGAGGGCUAACGGUACCUCUUGCUAGCCCAAGUAAUUGAGGCGGGGUUUGAACACGGAACUUUGUGGUUGUUGUUGAUGGCUAGAUCCCCAGAAGUUACUUGAUAAGUGUCUCAUUUUUGUAAUUUUAUUUUGGAAAUUUCAAUUUCUUGUUUUCACGCCAAAAGCACCCAUUUUCACCGUUAUAUCGUAUUUCCCACUUGGAAGGACCUUAAAUGUCAUUGGUUCGUUGUCUCUCUCAAUAUGUUAUUUUGUAACGUUUCCCAAGGACAUUUUUAUGCUGUAUAUAUACGCUUGAGUUUUGCCUGUUUUUGUUCGUGCUUCUGGCUGCUUGUGGAAUCCAUUUUCGCUCUUCUGAGCCUGAACUUCUCUCUCUAGUUAGCGGAACUGGGAUUCAUCGUAAUAGUUAGCUUAUUUGGUCAUUGUAUCUCAGAGUCUUCGUUCCGUCCUCAGAUUUAGGUGAACUCUUAAUCUCUUCAAACAUAGCGGUGAUCGAAAGUAGAAUGUCUUAACCACUAAACAACUGCUCAUGUUAGUGUAGAGCCAUGGUAGGAAACUAAUUGUGAAGAGAUGUUUCACUCUAUUCGUUUUUUACUACAUAUCUAGAUUUAAGUUUUCGCUUUUCUGAAAUUCUUAACUUAUUCAAAUCAUAAUAUUUUGACCCAUGGCCUCAAUGGCGCAGGUGUAUCCACUCUUUGUGUUCUCCCAAAUUCUAAUUUUCUGAAUCCUUCAUGUCCUUUUUUUCUCUUUCCAAAUUUAUUUCACUGGAUUAUACUCUUUAAAUAACAUCUCCAAACCCUAAUCUUCCCGAUUACUGCUUAUACUCUUAUUACCUCUACCACUACGGGAUUUGAAUCGACAACUGCAUCUCUGUGCUAAUGUGGUGUGGCAACUCGAACUGAUGUACGUACGUACGAAGUUCUACGUUGUUACUGACUGACUGACCAUGACCUCAUUAGGUUUCUCAACAAAAAAACGUUUUGUAGGCUAUCAUGUCAGUGAAUUUUCAACUGUAAUAUGAGGAAUAUUAUCGAUGGUUCCAUUUUAUCCAUUGCUGAAGUAGUCUAAUUUUUAAACAUAACCAUCUACAAAAUUUUAAACAGAUAAUUAGUAAUAUUUUUAACCCUUAUUACUCUAGACCGAAUACAAGUGAUUGUCAAACUUAUUUGUUCAUUUCUAUGUUAUUGGGUACUUCAAUACCAUAGAAUGCUAUAAGUUGAAAUCUCUUUUAUAAUUCAUUGGUAUUUAUGUAAGUAUUUUGUAUCUUUAAUUUAGAUUCAUGAAAAUGAAGAUGAUUUAGGCCGUGGUGGACAUGAGCUCAGUAAAGUAACUGGUAAUGCUGGUGGCCGUCUAGCUUGUGGCGUUAUCGGUUUAGCUUCUGAGUAGAGUUGUAGAUUUAUGUUUUUACAUUUUUAACGCCUAUUCUUCCUGUGAAACAGUAUGGUCGUUAUUGUCAAGAAAGGAAAUUUUGUGUUCUAAAUGAUUGAAAAAUAAAGUCAUUAAAUAUGAUUGAUUUAUUCUUUCUGUAUCUACUGGACACGAUUUUCCUAACGGAGUUGUCAGUCAGUCAGCUACAACGUAGGACCAGGCACAUAUGUGCAUCGGUCCACGUUGACAUACCUCAUUAGCACAGCAAGAUGAACACCGAAUUCAUAGGAGUGGUUAAGUCGAUGGUGGUAAUAUAUAAAAGAAAGAUUGCAUAUAAGGAUAUAGUACAGGAAGAAACAAUUAGUUCGUAGAAAGAAAGAUAUGAAGUGAUUUUAAUCUCAUAUUUUAAGGGAAGACAAAGAGUGUAUACACCUACGCCAUUGUGAUCAAUUCUGAGCCAUGUCACCAAGAGUCUCUAACCAUUGGUUACGAUAAUCACGCGGACCCCAACCAAGUAGUCUGCAUCUACCAACAUGGCUCAGACUAGAAGUUAAUGAUUUCAAUGACUGAUGCCACGUUUUGAUUUGGCUGUCCCUAACUUCCAGUCGUCUCCAACAAUAGUCAGCAUUGAGCGUCUUGGUAGUCGGUGUUCAGGCAUACAUAGCACGUGGCCAAAUCAUCUUAGUCGAUGAAGAUUUAUAACCUCAUCGACUGAUUUAACAUCAUUACCUAAUAUCCUGCGUCUAACCUCACUAUUACUUACCCGGUAAUCCCCGCAGAUGCCAGUAAUAUUUCUAAGGCAUCUGUGAUCAAAUACUAGUAACUUACGAGUAUCUUCUACUCUUAAUGACCACGUUUCGCAGCUGUAAAGUAAAACAGAACGAACUGCUGCACAUUAUAUUCAUCCCUUAAUUGAUAGACGGAUAUCUCGCCUUCGUCAUAGGUGACGUAAGUUGACAAAAGUCAAACGACCUUUUUGAAUCCAUGCAGUGAUUUGGUCAAAAACCAAACCAUUAUGAUCAGACUUCAAAGAUAAAUGAAGUUAUCGACGUGUUCGACUACUUCAUUCCCUAUCCUUAGUUCAUAUCUGCUGCAUCAAACGUUGAAGGUGAUCCCAGUUUCGGGAUAAAAAAUAACACCAACUACUUAUAUCAACAAUAUCAGCUCUAUUUGGGAAAUCAUUCACUAAUGACAGAAAGUUUGGUGCCUGUCGUUUCAAAUAGUGGCAACUGUGUGCUUUCAAAGUGUUUCUGUUGAGGUAUCUAUGACUUGAUUUCAUCGAUUCAGAAUGACAUGCUCCAAAUUAUCCCCGUCUCUACUUGUUAUAACCGCAAUAAACAGCUACUUAAAACAGGAAAACACUGAAGUUUAUACGAUGCCAUGAUGACUACAAAGGCUAACAGCAAAUGAAAAUUCUAUUCACCCUUCACAAAUGUGAUAACCACUCUAAUCAAAAUACACUCACUUAUGUAUAAAUUUGACUGGCGUCUGUAUGUGGAAAUGUCAUUUUAUUAGAAAAAUCCUAUUCCGAUUGGCAGCCGUUAUAUCUUCUGAUAUUAGUUCUUUGGACACUUGUGUCAGUAAUUUGAUUUCAUUAAUGGUUAUCACUUGGCCGUAUUGUAUCAGCGCAUAUCAUCUAUCGAUGAAAAUUGCAUUCACUCAUCUAAAUAGUGAGUAAAAUCAUCUAACAUGCUACCACUUAACUGGUAUGUUUUACUAUUAUUGUUAAGUUUAUACAUAUUACUGCUCGAAUAAAUAAACUCAUUCACCAGGUAAUUGGGUGUGGGCCACACUAGUUGCGAGGGCUAACGGUACCUCUUGCUAGCCCAAGUAAUUGAGGCGGGGUUUGAACACGGAACUUUGUGGUUGUUGUUGAUGGCUAGAUCCCCAGAAGUUACUUGAUAAGUGUCUCAUUUUUGUAAUUUUAUUUUGGAAAUUUCAAUUUCUUGUUUUCACGCCAAAAGCACCCAUUUUCACCGUUAUAUCGUAUUUCCCACUUGGAAGGACCUUAAAUGUCAUUGGUUCGUUGUCUCUCUCAAUAUGUUAUUUUGUAACGUUUCCCAAGGACAUUUUUAUGCUGUAUAUAUACGCUUGAGUUUUGCCUGUUUUUGUUCGUGCUUCUGGCUGCUUGUGGAAUCCAUUUUCGCUCUUCUGAGCCUGAACUUCUCUCUCUAGUUAGCGGAACUGGGAUUCAUCGUAAUAGUUAGCUUAUUUGGUCAUUGUAUCUCAGAGUCUUCGUUCCGUCCUCAGAUUUAGGUGAACUCUUAAUCUCUUCAAACAUAGCGGUGAUCGAAAGUAGAAUGUCUUAACCACUAAACAACUGCUCAUGUUAGUGUAGAGCCAUGGUAGGAAACUAAUUGUGAAGAGAUGUUUCACUCUAUUCGUUUUUUACUACAUAUCUAGAUUUAAGUUUUCGCUUUUCUGAAAUUCUUAACUUAUUCAAAUCAUAAUAUUUUGACCCAUGGCCUCAAUGGCGCAGGUGUAUCCACUCUUUGUGUUCUCCCAAAUUCUAAUUUUCUGAAUCCUUCAUGUCCUUUUUUUCUCUUUCCAAAUUUAUUUCACUGGAUUAUACUCUUUAAAUAACAUCUCCAAACCCUAAUCUUCCCGAUUACUGCUUAUACUCUUAUUACCUCUACCACUACGGGAUUUGAAUCGACAACUGCAUCUCUGUGCUAAUGUGGUGUGGCAACUCGAACUGAUGUACGUACGUACGAAGUUCUACGUUGUUACUGACUGACUGACCAUGACCUCAUUAGGUUUCUCAACAAAAAAACGUUUUGUAGGCUAUCAUGUCAGUGAAUUUUCAACUGUAAUAUGAGGAAUAUUAUCGAUGGUUCCAUUUUAUCCAUUGCUGAAGUAGUCUAAUUUUUAAACAUAACCAUCUACAAAAUUUUAAACAGAUAAUUAGUAAUAUUUUUAACCCUUAUUACUCUAGACCGAAUACAAGUGAUUGUCAAACUUAUUUGUUCAUUUCUAUGUUAUUGGGUACUUCAAUACCAUAGAAUGCUAUAAGUUGAAAUCUCUUUUAUAAUUCAUUGGUAUUUAUGUAAGUAUUUUGUAUCUUUAAUUUAGAUUCAUGAAAAUGAAGAUGAUUUAGGCCGUGGUGGACAUGAGCUCAGUAAAGUAACUGGUAAUGCUGGUGCCCGUCUAGCUUGUGGCGUUAUCGGUUUAGCUUCUGAGUAGAGUUGUAGAUUUAUGUUUUUACAUUUUUAACGCCUAUUCUUCCUGUGAAACAGUAUGGUCGUUAUUGUCAAGAAAGGAAAUUUUGUGUUCUAAAUGAUUGAAAAAUAAAGUCAUUAAAUAUGAUUGAUUUAUUCUUUCUGUAUCUACUGGACACGAUUUUCCUAACGGAGUUGUCAGUCAGUCAGCUACAACGUAGGACCAGGCACAUAUGUGCAUCGGUCCACGUUGACAUACCUCAUUAGCACAGCAAGAUGAACACCGAAUUCAUAGGAGUGGUUAAGUCGAUGGUGGUAAUAUAUAAAAGAAAGAUUGCAUAUAAGGAUAUAGUACAGGAAGAAACAAUUAGUUCGUAGAAAGAAAGAUAUGAAGUGAUUUUAAUCUCAUAUUUUAAGGGAAGACAAAGAGUGUAUACACCUACGCCAUUGUGAUCAAUUCUGAGCCAUGUCACCAAGAGUCUCUAACCAUUGGUUACGAUAAUCACGCGGACCCCAACCAAGUAGUCUGCAUCUACCAACAUGGCUCAGACUAGAAGUUAAUGAUUUCAAUGACUGAUGCCACGUUUUGAUUUGGCUGUCCCUAACUUCCAGUCGUCUCCAACAAUAGUCAGCAUUGAGCGUCUUGGUAGUCGGUGUUCAGGCAUACAUAGCACGUGGCCAAAUCAUCUUAGUCGAUGAAGAUUUAUAACCUCAUCGACUGAUUUAACAUCAUUACCUAAUAUCCUGCGUCUAACCUCACUAUUACUUACCCGGUAAUCCCCGCAGAUGCCAGUAAUAUUUCUAAGGCAUCUGUGAUCAAAUACUAGUAACUUACGAGUAUCUUCUACUCUUAAUGACCACGUUUCGCAGCUGUAAAGUAAAACAGAACGAACUGCUGCACAUUAUAUUCAUCCCUUAAUUGAUAGACGGAUAUCUCGCCUUCGUCAUAGGUGACGUGAAUCAACUCUAACGGAGUUGACUAGUCAAGUGUUGGAUACUUGAUAGAUAUCUGGAUUUAUCGUUUGUUCCGUAGUUCAUGUAGUUUCAUAUGUAUUUAAACGAAGGUUUUGCGCAUUUGUCUAGACUUCAUCGGUGCAUAUUUUGAAUAAUAAAAUUGUUCAAUCAAGUAAAGUAGUUUACAUUCUAAACUACUUCACUAAUUGUCUUCAAACUAAAGGUGUCUUGCAUUUUCUAUAGGCUGGCUUCCGUCAUACUUCGUAGGUUGUUCAAGACCCGAGAAAGAUUGACUCGCGACGAGCAGGCUGGGUUUCGUUCUGGUCGAGGAUGUAUUGAUCAUAUCUUUACCCUCCGCCAAAUGUUAGAACACCGCCAUACUUAUCAAAGUCCAACAAUCGUAGUGUUUCUUGACAUCAGGGCUGCCUUCGAUUCGUUGGACAGGACUGUUCUCUGGGAUUGUCUAUUGAAGAAGGGUGUGCCUGAGAAGUUUAUUAACAUCCUAAAAGCCCUACAUACAAACACCUCAGGCAG